GAGGGGGAAAGUGAGGGAGGUGGGAGUUCAUGGAUCUGCCGGACCUGCUCUCUGUAUGUAUGACAGGGACAGAUUAAGGAUGACAGAAGACAUGACUGUUUGAUUCUGUGAGUGGACUGGUCUGAGACAUGUAUGUUUGUAGGAGUGUGUUUAACUUUUCACAUGGAGUGUUUCUUCCCCAUUUCUCUGCUUUCUGCCCUGCCUUCCAUCGUGUUCCAGCAGUCGCCAUCCUGGGGCAUUUACUGUUCGGCAUGCUCCAUCUCCCUGCCAGGACAGCGUCUCUUUCCCUCUCUGUCUGUCCUCCCUUGGCCCUUUAGCUGCUGGUUAACACAGGCUCUGAGGAGACAGUUGAAGUGCGUAAUCCUCGCCGCCUCCUCACUUCCCAGCAUUCCUUACCCGGGAUCCCAGUGGCCUUGAAACAAUCCAUUGACCUGCGCACCUCCAUGGACGGAAAAUACAAAGAGAUAGCCGAGGAGCUUUUCUCCCGCAGCCUUGCAGAGAGCGAGAUGCGGAGCGCUCCCUAUGAGUUUCCUGAGGACAGCCCCAUCGAGCAGCUGGAGGAGAAGCGGCAUCGGCUUGAGCGACAGAUCAGCCAGGAUGUCAAGUUUGAACCUGACAUCCUCCUGCGAGCCAAACAGGACUUUAUGAAGACCGACAGCGCCACAGAUCUUGAAUUCAUGAAAGAGCAGAGCCAAGCUCCAGACCAGCUGGACAGAGACUUGAUUACUGAGAGUGAGUACCAGAGAGUCACUAUUUCUGGAGAGGAGAAAUGUGGGGUUCCAUUCACAGACCUGUUGGAUGCUGCCAAAUGUGUGGUGAAGGCUCUGUUCAUCAGGGAAAAGUACAUGAGUCUGUCGCUGCAGAGCUUCUGCAGGACCACGGCCCGUUACCUGCAGGAGCUGAGCAAGAGGCCGUUGGAUUUAGACAUCUACGAGGAGGAGAUCUCAGAGACAUCAGACAACGCAGAUGCCACCGUGCACCCACCUGCUUCUGACAAGCACCCGUACGAGAACCAGGACCCCGCCAGCAUGCCUCCUGAUGUGGGCUACGGCUGUAAGAUGGUAAACGGUGUCAUGCACAUCUACACAACAAGGGCCAUUAUGGAAAAGAGCACAGAGCUGGACCUGCCGUACCCAGACCUGCAGGAGUACAUUGCUGACAUGAACGUCAUGAUGGCCCUCAUUAUUAACGGACCGGUAAAGUCCUUCUGCUACCGUCGGCUGCAGUAUCUCAGCUCCAAAUUUCAGAUGCACAUUUUGCUGAACGAAAUGAAGGAGCUGGCGGCGCAGAAGAAAGUCCCGCAUCGAGACUUUUAUAAUAUUCGGAAGGUUGACACACACAUUCACGCUUCGGCUUGCAUGAACCAAAAGCACCUUCUACGUUUUAUUAAAAGAGCCAUGAAGAAGAAUUCUAAGGAGAUUGUGCACAUGGACGGGGGCAAAGGUCAGACGCUCAUGGAGGUAUUUGAGAGUAUGAACCUGACGGCCUUUGACCUAAGUGUUGACACUCUGGAUAUGCACGCUGACCGUAACACAUUCCAUAGAUUUGACAAAUUCAACGCUAAAUACAAUCCCAUCGGUGAAUCCAUCCUGAGAGAGAUCUUUAUUAAAACAGACAACUUCAUUGAGGGGAAGUACUUCGGACACAUAGUAAAGGAGGUGAUGGCUGACCUGGAGGAGAGCAAGUACCAGAACGUGGAGCUCAGGUUGUCCAUCUACGGGCGCUCCAGGAACGAGUGGGACAAACUGGCCAAGUGGGCCGUCUCACAUCAGGUCUACUCCGACAACGUGCGCUGGCUCAUACAAGUGCCACGCCUCUUUGAUGUCUACCACACAAAAAGACAACUGUCCAACUUCCAGGAAAUGUUGGAGAACGUCUUUAUGCCUCUGUUUGAGGUUACUAUCAACCCUGGAAGCCACCCGGAGCUGCACCUCUUCCUUCAACAUGUUGUUGGUUUUGACAGCGUGGACGAUGAGUCGAAGCCAGAGCUGCACAUCUUUAACAUGGACAGCCCACUGCCGGCCAACUGGGCAGAAGAGGACAACCCGCCCUAUUCGUACUACCUCUACUAUAUGUAUGCAAACAUGACUGUGUUGAAUCAUCUGCGUAGGCAGCGUGGGUUUAACACACUCGUUCUGCGUCCUCACUGUGGAGAGGCGGGGCCAAUCCAUCACCUGGUGUCUGGUUUUAUGUUGUCAGAGAACAUCUCCCAUGGGCUGCUACUCAGAAAGGCUCCUGUGCUGCAGUAUCUGUACUACCUGGCUCAGAUAGGUAUCGCCAUGUCUCCUCUCAGCAAUAACAGCCUGUUCCUCAGCUACCAUCGCAACCCUUUGCCAGAAUAUCUGUCCAGAGGACUCAUGGUCUCUCUGUCCACAGACGACCCUCUGCAGUUUCACUUCACCAAGGAGCCACUGAUGGAGGAGUACAGCAUCGCAGCUCAGGUGUGGAAACUGAGCUCCUGUGACAUGUGUGAAUUAGCCAGAAACAGUGUGCUAAUGAGUGGAUUCUCUCACAAGGCAAAGAGUUACUGGCUUGGACCAAACUACAUCAAAGAAGGACAGGAGAGCAACGACAUCAGGCGCACCAACGUCCCUGACAUCCGCGUGGCCUACCGCUACGAGACCAUGUGCGAGGAGCUGAAUCUAAUCACGCAGGCCAUUCGCACGGACGAGCUGGAGACCAUCGAGGAGGAGGGGGCUCUGUGUAUGGGAGCGGUGCAGGCAGAGAAGUGAAUGUGCAGCACAACACAAACGGCUCACCACGGUCUCUGUUUUCACGUCAGGACAUCAGCCAUAUUUGCACAUGAACACCACACUUCUGAAAGGAGAAAAGCUUUUAUUAUGGGAUCAUUUUGAGAGGUGCUACAGAGAUGACCCACACUCUGUACCUGGUGUUUUUAUUCAUUUAGUUUCAAAUAAUUAAUUUUUCAUACCGACUUCCCUGUGUCUSUUGAACGUUUGUAUUUUUUACAUUCUGUUACCAUAUUCUGUCAGUAUUUCUAUAUCAUUACUGCGGUUCCCACACCACAUCUUGGCUAAUAUUUGCAUUAAAAAAUGAUAAUCAUGCACUGGAUUUGACAUAAACUGAUAAAAGAAACUAAUUUUGAGAAAGAAGGAUUAAGUACAAGGAGUGCAAGCACUGAGGUCCCUUUCCUGCAAUUUAGAGACUUUAUGAGUCAAUUUAAUAAAAAGAUAAAUUCAAUUGCAGUAGGUUCAUUACCCAACUGUUAAAACUUUAUUUUAACUUAACACAUUUUACUUUAUUACUAAUUUGCCUGUACAAGAAUGUGCCAAUUAAAUAAAUAAAUAAAUAAAAAAUCUUUAAUGUACAAAUCUUUCAGGAUCAAUUCAAGCAUGUUUAUUUUAUAUCCCAAAAGAAAAAAACUGUCAGGUUUUUACACAUUCCUAAAGAUUCAGUAUUACUUAUCACAAAUAAUUCAGUAUCGAUGUAAAACUAAAACAAAAUCUCAUUUAUUUAUUAGGUUUGUUCAACUGUAAAACCUAAUCCGRCCAACCAAAACCCAAAGGUUUAUUUAUUUAUCUAUUUAUUUUCUUACAUUUUCUUACAUUUUUUGCUUGUUUCUAAUAAAAAUGACAUAAUAAUAUAUUGCAUUUCAGAUUUGUUUUGGUUGUGACGUCACACAUUUUCACUUUGUAGGAGUAGAAACAUCACUCUUGUAGAAAAUUGUACUUCAGAGAAAAACAGCCUUCAUUUAAAUAACGGACAAACCUGUUCCAGUAUCAGGAACCUACUGCAUAUGUUAAAUUUGAGAACCAAUCAGAUUUGUACAAAGAGAAAUUCUUGGAACUCAGUUGAUAUUUUGCAUCUUCAAAAUAUAUUAAUUUACUUACAUUUUUUAUUUCAAAAUUGCAUCUUUAUGCAAUAAAUUUUUUGACUCAGUUAUAAAAGAGAGAAAACACAAUUCUGUCACAAAAUUUUAGCCAAAUGAUGGCUUUAAAUGUUGCAGAAUGUUUUUUAAAACAAUCCUGGGGGAGAAUCAGUUUCAUGUGUUACAGGGAGGGUUAGGGUUGGGAUGAACACUGGCGUCAGCACUGCUCUGGGUCCGGCUCUAUCAUUUAACAGAUAAGCAGGUAAAUGUGUAAUGUGUGUAAAAGUAAAUGUGGGCUCGCAGUCAAAAUACAAUCUUUUAUUACUGUGACUUAUGUUUGAUUUACAGCAGGAAAAAAAAUAAAUUCUUAGCAAUUUUGCUAUUUUUUAUGUGUUUUUCAGUUUUGACAGUGAUUCAGUGAGGUUGCAUGAGGGCACGUUAAUAUUUGCUUGUUGUGUGCAGCGAUACACAUGGCGUUGUGUGGUAUCAUACUAACUUUCUGACAUUAUUCUUUACAUUGCAGAUUUAAACUCUUCAGCAUGUGUCAUUGGCUGACAUAUAAAAAAAGACAGGCUUGAGUCUAUGAAUAGUGCAUGAUGACUUCUUCCUUCAACUUUUACUCCUUGCACAAUUCAAUAAGUCACAAAUCCAAAAAUAAACGAUACCUUACACGGUUGGGCUCUUUUGAAACUCUUCCUUUUGCUAAAGGUCCUGGUGUUGUUAAAAGGGCUGCUUCUGUUUAAUGUUCAGACGCACUGUGCUCUAACAAAUGUAUGAGAUGUUUGUGAAAUAUUAUUUAUUGUCAUUUGUGUCUGUUAAAAAUAAAAAUAUAUUCAUGUUA
Messenger RNA from Austrofundulus limnaeus, 4670 nucleotides. It is a transcript of the gene ampd2b, whose product is annotated as adenosine monophosphate deaminase 2b. Gene Ontology annotation, molecular function: AMP deaminase activity. The record is from RefSeq and is a predicted model, not a curated record. Lineage: Eukaryota; Metazoa; Chordata; Actinopteri; Cyprinodontiformes; Rivulidae. Gene Ontology annotation, biological process: IMP salvage; AMP metabolic process. Gene Ontology annotation, cellular component: cytosol. The transcript is spliced from 18 exons. The coding region runs from base 444 to 2732 and encodes 762 amino acids.